AUGGCCAGUCUUCCAAGGAGGAUUGAAUUGAGCGGCUCCCCUCGAAAGAUUGGUAUUGAACAUGGACGGCAGCUCUCACGGGAAAUUCGAAGCGAGAUCCAACUGUAUGGCCGGAUGUUCCAGGCCACGACGCAGAUGAGCUGGCCUUCUAUCCAAAGCAUCGCCCGCGAGUUUGCCACAACUAUUGCAACUCUGGUGCCCGAAAUCUAUGCCGAGAUAGAAGGUAUUGCAGGAGGUGCGGGUGUGGACGUCCUAGACGUGGUUGCUAUAAAUGCCAGAUCGGACAUUGCCCAUGGACUGUUCUCAGACGGCUGCUCCAGCCUUGGUUGGGACCGCAAACAUCAGGGCGUGCUGCUUGCGCAGAAUUGGGAUUGGACAACUGAGAUGCAGAAGAAUGUCGUGCUCAUGUCCAUCACACAACCUGACAAACCAAAAAUUUGGAUGGUGCCAGAAGCUGGCAUGGUUGGGAAGAUAGGUUUCAAUUCUGCUUCCGUUGGCACAUGCUUGAAUUCGAUUCGAGCAAAGCCGGUUGAUACCUCGAAGCUCCCCGUCCAUGUUGCUCUGCGUGUGUGCCUGAACAGUCGAAGCAGGGCAGAGGCUAUUCAACGCCUCACGAUCCUUGGAAGCAUUGCAUCGGCUCAGCACAUCCUGCUAGCAGACCCUGCUGGACCAGUUUCCUUGGAACUUACGCCACUUGGCGACACACACAUCUAUCCUGAUAGCCAGGGCAUUGUCUGCCACACGAACCAUCUCGUUAGCAAUGGAAAUUGUCUCGAACGUCCAUGGGCGGAUUCACCAUUCCGAAUGACGAGAAUGCAGGAACUGCUCCAGCAACUGGUGAGCAGUGACACGCCUGUUGAUGGAGCACGCCUACGGGAGCAUGUUUUCUCGGACACACUCAACGCGCCAUACGGCAUUUGUCGUCAAGACGACCCGGCAAUGCCUCCGGAAAGACAAAGUAGCACACUCUUCUGCAUAGUGAUAAGACUGGGAGUCAGCACGCCUUUUGCGGAGCUGAUCUGGGGUCAACCAGUCAAAUGUGUAGAUACCAAGGUCAUGCGCAUGCCUUGGUGA
Molecule: messenger RNA, 1074 nt
Organism: Exophiala viscosa
Lineage: Eukaryota; Fungi; Ascomycota; Eurotiomycetes; Chaetothyriales; Herpotrichiellaceae
Product: putative acyl-CoA:6-aminopenicillanic-acid-acyltransferase
Exons: 3
Coding region: 1-1074 (357 amino acids)
Source: RefSeq, a predicted model, not a curated record